UGUGGGUGUGAGUUGACCCUGAAAGCCCCGAUUUCCACCUUAGGCAGAGAUGAACAGGAACUGCUCGUCCCGCAGCCUCAGGGCGGAGACGGGACAGGGGACGGUAUGCGGGGAACAGGCGGGCGGCAGAGAGGGAGCCGGAGCUGGCCAGCGGCAGGCGGCAGUUGGCGGCUCCGGCUCCGAAGUGGCGGCGUUGCCCCGGUCGCGGUGUCUGCGGGUGGUCUGCGUGCUCAACGAGACGGCCAAGCCGCAUAGCACGGAGUGGGGCGCGCUGCAGUGCCUGGAGCGGGCGUGCCGGAGCGUGGGCACCGAGCUCACCAUCCUCCCCUUCGGGAAACUCGACUUCGGGGAGGCGCUGGUCCUCGACUCGUUUUACAACGCAGACAUUGGAGUGGUGGACAUGAGUGAUGUUUUCAGGCAGCCAACACUCUUUUAUCAUCUGGGUGUACGAGAAAGCUUCAGCAUGACAAACAACAUUAUUCUCUACCACAACACUGACCUGGAAGGUGCCCAGUCACUUAAGGCUGUUAGUGGCAAUUACCAUUUUAUCCCCUACGUGACAACCACGAAUGAUGACUUCCUGUGUUGUGAGAAUGAUGUUCAACGGAGAGCCUCUGAGUACUUACAACCAAACUGGGACAACCUACUGGGACCCUUCUGCCAACCAUUAGUGGAGAAAUUGAUCAAUCUUCUGAAAGAUAUUGACGUUACGACAAGCACGUACUUGAAGGAUACUCUGCUGAGUGACAUUAGGAAAGCAAGGGAGAAGUACCAAGGGGAAGAGCUGGCCAAAUGGCUGUCUGCCAUUAAGUUGCGUAUAGAAAGCACGGAGGUCAUCACGCCUGACAUUAUCACAAACCUUCUUUUCUCAUACAGGGACAUCCAGGAUUAUGAUGGCAUGGUGAAGCUGGUGGAAACGCUGGAGGAGCUGCCAACCUGUGACCUGACUGAUCAGCACAGCAUCCGCUUUCAUUAUGCAUUUGCACUGAACAGGAGGAAUCAACAGGGUGACAGAAGAAAAGCCUUAAGAGUAAUGCUCGAGGUCCUGGAAUCAUGUGAGCAGCCUGCCCCUGACAUGUACUGCCUGUGUGGAAGAAUUUACAAAGACCUCUUUCUCGACUCGUACUGCAAGGAUGUAACCAACCGAGACAAUGCAAUAGAAUGGUACCGCAAAGGCUUUGAGCUCCAACCAACCCUGUACUCUGGCAUUAAUUUGGCGGUCCUCCUAAUCGCUGCUGGUCAGCAGUUUGAAAGCUCAAUGGAGCUGAGAAAAAUUGGUGUGAGACUGAACAGUCUGCUGGGGAGAAAAGGGAGUCUGGACAAAAUGAACAACUACUAUGACGUGGGUCAUUUCUUCACAGUCAGCAUGUUGGCCAAAGAUAUCAACAAGGCUGUGCUGGCAGCAGAGAAACUCUUCAAACUCAAGUCUCCUUUUUGGUACUUGAGGUCAGUAGUUCAGAACCUAAUGUUACUGCAGCAGUUCCAGAAGAUCAGCAAUGAUCAUUCUCCCAAACAGGAGUGCCUUAACUUCUGGAUGGACAUCAUUGUGGAAGCAACUAAGGCCAACAGCAAUGGAUCACGUUUCCCCGUUCUUAUUCUAGAGCCAACCAAUGUCUAUCAGCCAUCCUACAUAUCAGUAAAUAGUGAAGCAGAUGAGAAGACCAUCUCCAUAUGGCAUGUCUCUUCUGAGGAAGUGAAGGGGAUUCAUGAAUGGAAUUUUACAUCCUCAUCCAUCAAAGGAAUAAGCAUUUCCAAACGUGACGAGCGCUGCUGCUUCCUCUACGUCCAUCACAACUCUGACGAUUUUCAGAUCUACUUCUCCACAGAGGAUCAGUGCAGCAGGUUUUGCCACUUGGUAAAGGAAAUCAACGAUGAAGCAGCAAGCAAUGCGGAACUGGAGGGUGAUGCUGAGGGGGAGACACUGGAGUAUGAGUAUGAGUACGGAGAGUCUGAAGAACGGGUGGUGUUGGGUAAAGGAACAUAUGGAGUGGUCUAUGCUGGGCGGGAUCUCAGCAAUCAAGUGAGAAUAGCUAUCAAAGAAAUACCAGAGAAAGAUAGUAGGUACUCCCAGCCUCUUCAUGAAGAGAUAGCUUUGCACAAAUACCUUAAGCACCGGAAUAUUGUCCAGUACCUUGGUUCAAUUUCGGAAAAUGGCUACAUCAAGAUCUUUAUGGAACAAGUACCAGGAGGGAGCCUUUCUGCACUCCUCAAAUCAAAGUGGGGUCCAUUGAAAGAUAAUGUGUCUACCAUUGUGUUUUACACCAGACAGAUACUGGAGGGCCUACACUACCUUCAUGAGAACCAGAUUGUGCACCGAGACAUCAAGGGAGACAAUGUUCUUGUAAACACAUACAGUGGCGUGGUGAAGAUUUCAGACUUUGGAACGUCAAAACGAUUGGCAGGAGUAUAUCCUUGUACCGAAACAUUUGCUGGCACAUUACAAUACAUGGCUCCUGAGAUCCUGGACAAGGGUCCCCGAGGUUACGGUGCCCCAGCAGAUAUUUGGUCUCUGGGCUGUACUAUCAUUGAAAUGGCAACUGGCAAGCCACCCUUCUACGAAUUAGGGGAACCUCAAGUAGCUAUGUUUAAGGUUGGGAUGUUUAAAAUCCAUCCUGAAAUCCCAGAAUCUAUGCCAACAGACGCAAAGUCCUUCAUUCUACACUGCUUUGAGCCUGAUCCUUCCAAGCGAGCCACAGCUGCGGAGCUGUUGAAGGACCCCUUCCUCAGGAAGACUGCUAGAGGCAAGAAGAAUAAAAUUGCCUUCAAACUGACUGAGUCCAGUCGAAGCAUCUCUCUCCCUAUCCAGGGUCAGGGUGAAAACCGGGGCAGCAGCGGCAGUGAUUAUGGAUCAGUGUCACCAGACCUCGACACAAAGCACGACCUGUUCUUCGAGAAAAACGAGACACCAAAUUGGGACAAUCAGAUUGGAGUUCCAAAGUCUCCUUUUCUGAGUCUCCCUGAUGAAUCUUCAUCCACGGAAGAUAGAAACAGUCCUGUUUCCUCUGAUGAAAUAGACACAAGCCUAUUCCUGCUAAAGAAAGACAGUAAACGCAGAUCCGUUCUCUACAAAAUUCUGAAUGCAGACCAGGAUCAGGUUAUUUCCAACUUGUUGGAUAGCCUGCAACAGAGUCAUGAAGAGCUUAAGCUGUCAGUUGAUCACAUAAAGCAGAUAAUCAGUAUCCUGCGGGAUUUCAUUCGCUUCCCAGAGCGGAGAGUGAUGGCCAACACCAUCUCCAAACUCAAACUGGACUUGGAUUUUGAUAGCAUCUCCAUAAAUCAGUUUCAGCUGGUUUUGUUUGGUUUUCAGGAUGCGGUUAAUAGGGUUCUGCGACACCAUAAUAUCAAGCCCCACUGGAUGUUUGCAAUGGACAACAUCAUCUGCCGUGCAGUUCAAGCUGCUGUGACUAUUCUCAUUCCAGAGCUGCAUUUUCACUUUGGCCCUGCCUCAAAGGGCGAAGGUGCAGACAGAGAUGGAGAUGAGGUAGAGGAUCCCGUGUACCAACCUAGGGCACUGCCUGAAAAUAAGGAGCACCUCAUUACCUCAGGAGCAAGCACCUUUAGUUCUGCCACAUCUCAAGAUUUGCAGCACCUACAGGAGCCUCUGAGUGUGCAGCUGGAGAAACUAAAACGGGAGACAAACAGGCUUUUGGAGGAGUUGGUCCACAAGGAAAAGGAGUAUCAGAAGCAUCUUCAGCAAACAAUCCAGCGGAGAGACCAGGCCAUAUCCAAACUCCAGUCAAAAUUCAAAUCAACAGUGUUCCAGCCUCCUGCACACCACACCCUGGAUCAGGAACUCGUCAGCUGGCUGCAGGAACAGGGAGCAGAUGCAGAGACUAUAACCAAGAUCUGUGAAGAGGGCUAUGUGUUAUCUGAUGUUCUGAAACAUAUCACAAAAGAUGAUUUGCGAGGUCUACAGCUCAGAGGAGGAACUGUUUGCAGACUCUGGAAUGCCAUAUUGAAGUUCAGGAACAUAGCCAAAGACUAAAUGUGAAAAUGGAAAAUAUUCAAUCCAGCCUUCUCAAAGUGAUAUUUUAUAAGAAUGACCAAAGAUGCAACUUUCCUGAGGGUAAAAAUAUAUAUGUUUGUGAGUGUAUUAAGCUUCAAUUAUUGCACUGAUUUGGAUUGCUAUUUGAGUGGUUGUGAAACCUUUACCAUUCUUGGGGUACAGUCUGUGAAUUGUGUACACGCAACUGCACUGAUUUUCAUCAGGAACGUAGAUCACCUUAGAUUCACCUACUAUGAGCAGCUUAAAUUGUCUCAAAGCUGACUUGUAUCUGCAAGUACCAUUGUCUCUUUAAAUACAUCUCCCUGCUCCCAUUCCAAAGACACCCUAAGACAUCAUGGCUUUGGAAGUGCUCAUUUUGUAUUAAGAACAGAUUGUGUGUAUUUAGACCAAUAAUAAUGUUGGUUUUCUGGAUGCAAUAAACAGCAAAGGGACCUAUCAUCUGAUGGAAAUAUUUUUAAGAUGCUUAUUUAUUUUGGUGUGCAAAUGGUCAGUUCUUUACAUUGAAUCAUUGUAUAUAAUAGAACCUGUAUGCAGUUUAAUUUUUUUAUAUAUAUAAGAAACAUGGAUAUUUUGCUUAAACAUUUGCCACCAGCACAGGAUCCAUUAUUUCAUCUGGCCUAAUAGGUGAGGGUUUGAGUUUCCCCAGUAGAUAGAUUCAGUAUUGAAAGGAUUGCCAAUUGUUUUUUAAAAAAAAUGUUAAUUAGACAAAUGCUACUUCAUGCCAUUGUUUGCCUUAGUAAUGGUUUCAGUAUCUUGCUGAAUGAUCCUGUCAGAAGGACAUCUUUAUUUCAAAAGUGACCUGAAUGUGUUAUAUUAUUCUGAAAGUUGCCUCUGAGUAAUUAUAUUUAAAAAUAUUUUAUGUAUAAUACUUUUCGUAUUGUAAUUGUAAAUAUUGCUUGCAGAAGUGAAAAUAUUUGCUAUUGGCUCUGUUGAAACAGAAUGCUAUUCUGCUUUUCAAUUAGAUCAUUUAUAUUUUGAGUCAUGGGUACUCUAAUUCAUAAACUAAAUUAAGUGAUUUGAUUGAUGCAGUUAAGGAUUUCCUGGGUAAAGAUCAUUUUCUCCUUUGUAGUGGAGUGGUUUGAAUUGUUUGGUCAUACUUCAAUUAAGGAAUGAGCUUGGGGGCCCUCCAAACCAGUGGCUAUGAGAAUAUA
This is a messenger RNA of Pristis pectinata (smalltooth sawfish), 5157 nucleotides long. RefSeq names its product mitogen-activated protein kinase kinase kinase 15 (gene map3k15). Gene Ontology annotation, molecular function: MAP kinase kinase kinase activity; ATP binding. Gene Ontology annotation, biological process: cellular response to stress; MAPK cascade; protein phosphorylation. The record is from RefSeq and is a predicted model, not a curated record. Bases 50 to 3985 code for a protein of 1311 amino acids. NCBI's taxonomy places the organism in Eukaryota, Metazoa, Chordata, Chondrichthyes, Rhinopristiformes, Pristidae. The transcript is spliced from 28 exons.